Messenger RNA from Drepanopeziza brunnea f. sp. 'multigermtubi' MB_m1, 543 nucleotides. The record is from RefSeq and is a predicted model, not a curated record. Lineage: Eukaryota; Fungi; Ascomycota; Leotiomycetes; Helotiales; Drepanopezizaceae.
AUGGCCGCCUAUCAGCUUGAUUCGAUAGAAAGUAUCAUUGCAAAUACAGAUCAGCCUGAUUUGAUGGAAGAGAUUGAAAAAUCUGUAAAUGCGGCCGAUACGACGGCAAUCGUGGCGGCAAGCAAUCCGGUGCUAGGAAACCUUGGCAAGCGCAAAAAUCGAAGCAUCUACGCGGAUAAUCUUGCUAUGCAAGCCGCUUCUUUUACAACUAGAUUCAAUGAUAGAAAAUACUUGAAUAGCGAUUGGGUUAAUAAAGUAUUCAAUUCAGACGAAGAGGUUUAUAAGGAAUUUAAUUUGCGAAAAGACGAAGAAGAAAAUAGUAAUAUACCUCGCGAUAGAUACGUCUCGAUUACCGAUGAAGAGAUAGAGAAGGUCACUCGGCAAUUAGCACUCACGCUAUAUGAUGACCGUUUGGCAAUUUCUCUUCAUCCAAUCAAGCCUCCUUACGUCUACUUUUCCCUUGAUAAAAAGAAGUAUUGGCGAGCUAAAAUUAAAGCAAAUACCGAUGAGAUUGAAUACGAAUUGCCGGGUCCAGCCGCUUAG